Branchiostoma belcheri (Belcher's lancelet) is the source of this 707-nucleotide messenger RNA. Its product is annotated as high mobility group protein DSP1-like. Gene Ontology annotation, molecular function: DNA binding, bending. The record is from RefSeq and is a predicted model, not a curated record. Gene Ontology annotation, biological process: regulation of transcription by RNA polymerase II. NCBI's taxonomy places the organism in Eukaryota, Metazoa, Chordata, Leptocardii, Amphioxiformes, Branchiostomatidae. The transcript has 4 exons. Bases 152 to 691 code for a protein of 179 amino acids.
UCGGCCACAUACGAAAACAAAUCUGACCAAUCAGGUGAGGGACAUUGGAACAAGGCAUGCAGCAUAAGUAGCGUGGGUACUGCUGCUCUUUACCAUAGGCUUCGCUGCAGAACUUUGAGGUGUUAACCCAUAGAGUAUCAAGACAGCCAUCAUGCCAAAGGACAAGAACAAGCCUAAGGGAAAGAUGUCGGCGUACGCCUGCUUCGUGCAGGAGUGCCGCCGCGAGCACGAGAAGAAGUACCCCAACAAGCAGGUUGUCUUCACGGAGUUUUCCCAGAAGUGCGCUUCGAGAUGGAAGACCAUGAAUGAUGAUGAGAAGAAGCGCUUCCAGGAUCUUGCCGAAGAAGACAAGAGGCGGUACGAAGCUGACAUGGCCAAGUACGUCCCACCCAAGGGUGCCGAGGGCGGCCGCAGGAAGAGGAAGAAGAAGGACCCCAACGCACCCAAGAGGGCCAUGUCUGCCUUCUUCAUGUACUGUGCCGAUGCUCGCCCCAAGGUCCGCGCAGCACAUCCGGACUUCCAGGUCGGGGAGAUCGCAAAGAUUCUUGGGAAGCAGUGGAAGGCAAUCUCCGAGGCCGAGAAAGCCAAGUAUGAAAAGAAGGCCCAAACUGAAAAGGCUCGCUACCAGAAGGUGUGUACAAUUCUUACAUGUAACUGUCAAGAAGACAGACUUACUUGUUACACUAUGUAGGGACAAGAACAGAUAC